AUGCCUCCAUUUUCAAUAAGCGACGAUGCCAAAGCAGAGUUGGAAGCGUUGGCGGAUUGGAUGCCAACCUCAGAAAUGAGGCAAGUUACAUUGUAUGCGAGUGUUUGUACAGACAACGACCGUUUUGACAGACUCCAGCCCUUUCUUGAAAAGAUGGGCCUUUGGAAAGAGGACUGUCCACAUUCUCUGUUCUCAAUAGCUGGGUAUGGGUCAAUACCUAAACACAGCGGCUUUGAUCAUAUUCUUUUCCCACUAUCAGGGAGCAUUACCAUCUCGAACACCUUCAUUCAGCCUGGAGAAUACAUGAGAUACUCAACUACUCAAACGUUCAUUGCAAAUUUGGAUCUUUUGAUCGUUUUAGUACCGGAAGCCGACCAGCCAGACAGCCCCGUACCAAAAGAGGAAAGCCCAGCUACCUCACCAACUGAAAACCCAGCACAAAACAGCUGA
This is a messenger RNA of Paracoccidioides brasiliensis Pb18, 450 nucleotides long. RefSeq lists its product as uncharacterized. The record is from RefSeq and is a predicted model, not a curated record. Bases 1 to 450 code for a protein of 149 amino acids. The transcript is spliced from 2 exons.